This is a messenger RNA of Penicillium psychrosexuale, 255 nucleotides long. RefSeq lists its product as uncharacterized. The transcript has 2 exons. The coding region runs from base 1 to 255 and encodes 84 amino acids. NCBI's taxonomy places the organism in Eukaryota, Fungi, Ascomycota, Eurotiomycetes, Eurotiales, Aspergillaceae. The record is from RefSeq and is a predicted model, not a curated record.
AUGAUAAAGCUGACCAGGGUUGCCGGGUUCGUCUGUAGUAUAACGCACGAGACCAGGGAGAUCGUGCACCUUCGCAGCUAUUCUAUACGCAAUAAGCCUGGAAUUCCGGCCACCAUCAGCCAGGCCGCCUACGCAACCUCCGCCGCCACGACCUUCUUCAAGCCGGUAUCUAUCGAGGCCCGCAAAUUCGCGGAUGACGCGCUUAGGGCUAAUAACCCUAUGGAUGAAGUAGAAGACGAAGCGUCUGAUAUCUAG